GCUGAACUUCCUUCAAGUUCGCUCACUCAACAAAAAUUUCCGUUGCGUCCAUAUCCUAAAGGCGAUUGAGAGCUUCCUUUAUCUUUCUACAGCUCAGAUUCUCUCUCCAAAUUGACUUAGAUCAGGCAGAUCUUGACCCGAUUCAAGCAACUAUAGAUAUGCCCCAAGGACUGUGUGCCUCCUGUGGUGCUGCGUCUCUUCGUUACAAUGAGGUCCAGCCCCCUCGGUCACCUCGUAUCCAACACCUUCUUUCCAUCAAUGAACCUCCCCUCGAGGGCGAACAAGCGGCACUGCGAGCAACAGUUUUCAAAGGAUCCUCAGUACUAUCAGAUCUCGAUGCUACAAUCUCAGAUGUUCGUGCAGUCCUCGAUGCUUUACUUCGUGAUCGAGCGCAAGCAACUGCUAAUAUCCGAGACGCCACAGUCAUCCUCCAUCCCAUUCGCCGGCUUCCUGAAGACAUCCUACGCACUAUUUUCUCUUCAUGUGUACCCCCACAAAAGGAUUACCUCUACAAUCUUGAUACCGGUGCGCCUCCCUGCCUGGGUGCCAGAAAUCCGCGCUGGACGCUAUCGCAGACCUGUAGGAGAUGGAGAUAUGUGGCUCUGACGACGUCCAAUCUCUGGUCCUGCAUCGACCUCGAUUUUAAUUUGUUGAUCCGAGUUCAGAGGAUGACAGUGGCAUUUAAACUCGGCUUGAACGUAGAGAGAUCGAGGAGCAGGGACCUCACGAUCAGGAUACGCUCGCAAUGGGACAUUGUAGACCAUCCUGCCCUUGCGGUACUCCUCACUUGUGUCCGCAGAUGGAAAAAUGUCGAUAUUGACAUGCCUGCCAAUUCGUUUCGUGGGUUGUCUGUGUGCAGAGGGCUGCUAUAUUCCCUCCGGUAUCUUCGUCUUCGAUUCCAUGGCGAUCCUUCCAAUCCAGACACGCUAGAUGCAUUCGAGUUCGCGCCCAACCUUUCCUUCCUAUCUUCGGGACCAGAUUUCAAUCUUCAGCAUGUCCCUUGGUCGCAGAUCACUGUGUAUAGCACUUGGGGCGUCAACAUGCACUGCGUCGAUGUGUUGAAGAAAAUGUCCAAUCUUAAGAGUUUACGCGUCUACUGUGGAAAAGACGCGUUGUCUGAGACACCGGUCAGGCUCGGCAACCUGGAAACUCUGACUCUGGUGGACCAACGCAUGCAAGGACAACCAUCAGCAGCUCGUAUCUCUGAGUGCUUCAAUACGCUCAGCACGCCAGCGCUAAAGAAAUUGGUAAUAGUACACACGGAUCUUCGCCCCUGGAGUUUUCCGUCCGCACUUCCUUGCCACUUAACUACUCUCGAGGUGGUAGGCCAUCUCACCGCCGAUCAUGCCAGUUUUGUAGGGUUCCUUUCUGCCAUACCCACACUCCGACAUCUUGUACUGCGUGUCAUCGGCCUUAAUGGAAGCCUACUGUCGGUCCUUGUUCUUCGUGGCAACGAGAACGUGAUAGCACCUUUUCUCUCCAUCCUCGACCUUCGUCUUUCCCGGUGGCACUCAAACACUAGGUCAGAGUUAUUAGGUUGCCUUGAUGGAGUCACGACGGCCGAAUGGAGGACUCUCGGAGUCUCCUGGAAAGUUAUGGUCUUACUUGACAGAAUUCAGGAUUAGCAGGCCAUAUUGCUUCAAUGAUGAGCACCUUGCUCAGAGAUGGCAGGUCUUAUGCGACGAAGGGCUCAUUGUACGAUGUGGAUUAGAUGAUGUUGAGCCGCUGAGGGAUCCAGGAUCAUCAAUGAACAGUCACAACAUUUUCCACGACGAAUGGUUUACCGGAAUGCCACUGUCACUUUAAAAGAAUAGGCCAUAACACGCACAUGCGAUAAAAACUAGCUUUUUUUUUGUUUUCCUUCUAGGUCAUCGUCGCAGGUACGCUUUUGCAUGCUCGAAGAAGAGCCUCUAUGACAUUGACCCCCGAUCGCGUCACUGCUGUAAUCGAUAGACAGUACACCUGCUGUGGGGUCAGUACAUAAGAGCCUUAGUUGAAGACAAUCUACCAACUCAGUUCA
This is a messenger RNA of Desarmillaria tabescens, 2020 nucleotides long. RefSeq lists its product as uncharacterized. Lineage: Eukaryota; Fungi; Basidiomycota; Agaricomycetes; Agaricales; Physalacriaceae. The transcript has 2 exons. Bases 159 to 1625 code for a protein of 488 amino acids. Gene Ontology annotation, molecular function: protein binding. The record is from RefSeq and is a predicted model, not a curated record.